CAUAUAAUAAUAUGAUAUAACAAUUUUUUUUUAGAUAGCAGGGAAUAAAGCAAUUUUAUCAGAAUUAUGUUAUACUAUCUUUUGUUGAGCUUUAUUGCCACUGCGACCAAUUAGAGGAAAAUUACGAAGUUAUUAUACUAUAAAACCAGUUUUUUAUUUGAUUUUUAAAAUAAAUUUAUGGUAAAGAUCAGAAUUUAAAAAAAAUAAAGUAAUGGAUGGGUAAAAUGCUACGUCAGUUUAGAGUCACAUAAUUUCUUAUGAAGUUCUGACAUCAAAAUGAAACGACAUGAAAAUCUUCGACAAGUAGAAUAUUAUAGAUGGAAUAUAUCAUGGUUUUUUGGGUUUUGUAAAAUAUGAUGAAAUUAGUUUAAUUUAACAAAUUCACUCAGAUCUAUUGGCUCUCGCACUUAUGUUCUCCCCCUCCCCACUAAAAUGUUCAACAUAGAACGAACUCACCCAAAUGGUCGUAGUAGGCAUCGAACGUCAGCUCUGCAAGUUUUCUCUCGCUUGUUACUCUGCGACCCUCUGUUCCUUCAUGUUCCCGUCAAUCCGCCAUCUCUAAUUUCUUCUGAUUUUUCACAAAAUUUCUACUAUCAUCACAAUUUUCCCUUUUCAACGCAAUUUUGUUUCCAUCACACCUGCUGGCAGCCGCUUUUGAGUUUUUAGCACUCGACAAAUCACCCAGACGCAGCAGAGGCGGCCCCUUGCCACAAACGCGUGCUCGGUAAAGCUUCGUGUGACAACACUAUUUUCACUUUCAAAAUAUCGCCAAAAAAAUCUUCAAUUUCACAACCGCUUUCAAAUUAUAUACUCUAAAUUUCUUGCUUUUGAACCUUCCUCAUCCCACUCCUGUUUCCAGCCGUUUCUACUUCCUUCUGAAGGAAGAUUCCACCUCAAAAUUUUCCUUCUUUUCUUCUUCUUUUCCAAACCUGAUUCCUCCCGUUCUUGCUUAGGACUGAAUCGUCCAGAAAAAGAUUUCACAUCUGGAACAACUAUGAACUUCACUUCCCCGAAUGCUUCUUCCGCUUUCCAACUCCAGCUCAUUCUGCAUCUAUCCACCGGGACAGAGAUCCGCCGGAAGUUUUCAACCGGAAGAGAUUUACCGGAACAAAAAUCGCGAAAAGUUAACACACCGUUUUCCAUACAAUCAUAAAUUUGAAACUUAAAUUCCAUUGUAAACUAAAAUUUUCAAAUGUUUAAAACUCUUAAGAAAACGAAAAACGCGGAGCAAAAAUUUUAAACGUCACGACGCACGCACGGCUUGCCUCGAUGAAUUUCGAGUCCAAAAACUUAAAUUUUCGUCUAAUACUGAUAGUGCAUCUUAAUCUAUGGACAAAAACCUAUCGUUUGAAGAUAAUACACACCUGAUCGAAACAGUUUUUGUAUUGAUUCCAAGCGAUUUUAGAAAAUUUGUUCAAAAAAGUGACUUUUUUCAGUAAAUCGAUUAGGGGGUGCGAGAAAGUAUUUUAUUAUUUUUUCUUGUCUAAGAAAACAUUGUUCCUAACAUCAUAAUCUACCAUUUAAGAAGUGAGCAACUGAAAUUCCUCGACAUGACCACAAAAUGGGACAGGCUAAUGCAGAUCAGUUCGCCCAAUUUAUGGGAAGAUUUCAAGAGAUGAUUGGUUCUCUCAAGGACCAUCAGGUGAAACCGCCGGCAGGUGGGCCUGCGGCGAACUCACAAGCCGGAAACCCUGCAGCGGCGUACAUUCCUCUUCCGCCCCCGCUGGAGUUAGAGGGCGAAAUGGAGGAGAACUUUAACUUUUUCGAAAAGAACUGGAAAACGUAUGCCAGUGCGAUCGGCAUGGAUGGUUGGCCUGUUGCGCAGAAUAAGCAAAAAGCCAGUAUUUUGCUUUCGGUGGUGGGCAGAGACGCGUUGAAAAAGUAUUACAACUUUGAGCUGACGGCGGCUCAGCGGGACGAUCCAGCAUUAGUGUUGGCAGCGAUCAAAGCCAAAGUGACCCGUGAACGGAACAAGUUCGUGGACUGGUUCGAGUUCUUUUCAUUGGAACAAGCAGCAGAUGAGAGCAUCGACAACUAUCUGUGCCGUCUUAAGUCGCUCGCCAAGUUGUGCAAGUUUAAUGUUCUGGAGGAAGACAUGAUCAUGUACAAGCUAGCAACGUCGGUAAAGUGGUUGCGACUUAGAUCGAAGUUGAUCACUACCCAACACCUGACGGAAGCUGUGGCCUUGGACAUGUGCCGUACCGAGGAGAUCUCCGAACGCCACCCAGUAACCGAAGUGCAGCAGAGCGGCGAAGUCAAGUGCGUAAAGAGGAGCAAGAAGAAGUGCAAGUUCUGUGGCGUUAUGCACGACUUUACCAAGGGUGCAUGCCCAGCACUUGGGAAGAAGUGCAACAGGUGUGGUGGAAAAAACCACUUCGAAAAAGUGUGUAAAGCUGAGCGAAGAAAGAAGCAGAAGAAGCAUCGUGUGACCGAAAGUGACGAAGAUGAAGGCUCAACGACGGAGGAAAGUGAGAGUGAUAGCAGUGAUACCCGUUCAAUCGGGAAGAUCGUCGAAAAGGCAAUCAACGGCGGAAGUGUUUCGGCGGAGCUGGAGUGUCUCGUCGCUGGAAAGUGGCAGUUCGUGUCGUGCGAGCUUGAUACUGGCGCCAACAUCAGCCUUGUGGGACUUAAAUGGUUAAAAAGGAUGACAGGACAUGACCAAGUCAAGCUGGAGCAAUCAGCGUUUCGUCUCCGAGGAUUUGGUGGAUACAACAUUCCAGUGAUCGGUCAAGUGAAGGUUCCAUGUCGGAAAGCAGGUCGUAAGUACAACCUAUUAAUGCAAGUUGUAAACUUCGAUCAUGGUCCUCUCCUUUCGGCGAACGUAUGUCGUGUCCUGGAAUUGGUCAAGUUCUGCAAAACCGUCAAGUGUACUGCCCCAGAUCCUGGUCAAUCGCUGAUGAAUAUUCACCGUGUGAAAGUUCAGAGCAUCGUAGGACAGAGAGAUGUUGAAGUCCAUCAGGGAAGGUCACUACAAGAUCCAGGGAAGAGCGGAAAUCCAACUUCAACCAGACCUUUCCUGACCCGAAACCAGAGAGUAGAUGUCACGCGGACUCCAUACUAUCCGGAAAACUUGCGUCCACGUAAGAAACCUCACACGUGAUGUCGAGUAUCGAGGAAAUUCGACGUUCAAGAGAUCCAGAAAAAACAACAUUUUCUUUAUUGUAAAACAGGGAGGAUGUUGUGGUACGUCAUAUGUAGCCGGCCCCGGAAUUCGUAGUUUGUGAACGUUCCCUCUGAACGUCAUUCAGCAGCGCGCGCCCGCGCUUUUCUCGUUCAUUCGUGCUCAUUGAUUCUUUCUCCUUCCGAGUGCGGAGCAGUAACGUCGUCGAGAA
Molecule: messenger RNA, 3332 nt
Organism: Culex pipiens pallens (northern house mosquito)
Lineage: Eukaryota; Metazoa; Arthropoda; Insecta; Diptera; Culicidae
Exons: 1
Coding region: 1562-3100 (512 amino acids)
Source: RefSeq, a predicted model, not a curated record